Messenger RNA from Eufriesea mexicana, 3179 nucleotides. It is a transcript of the gene chas, whose product is annotated as chascon. The transcript is spliced from 12 exons. The coding region runs from base 369 to 3107 and encodes 912 amino acids. NCBI's taxonomy places the organism in Eukaryota, Metazoa, Arthropoda, Insecta, Hymenoptera, Apidae. The record is from RefSeq and is a predicted model, not a curated record.
GUAUCGUGAGCGCUGGCCACGGCAGCAUGCGCGGGAAUUUGGUUUGCCGCUCGUUACUUGACUUUCCAUGCUGUGACAUCUCGCUUGUCACUUGACGACUGGUUCGACGACUAUUCAAACGACUUCCCUUUAUCUUAUCACGUGUGCGCAUAUAUUUGUAAUCGGAACAACGAGAUAUAGAAGAAUUAUUGCACUUGAUCCAUCCACGGAUUUAAGAGCAGCGGUCAUCGGAGUACGAUAGGAAUCAGGGAAACCGGAUUAUCGGAUUAAAAGGCGCGCUUUUAUUGGAAGAAUCCGUGAACCAAUAAUUUCACUUCCUGUCACGACGACUUCUAACAGCAUCGGGAUUCACCAGCAGGCAUGAUCGAAUGAUGGAGGUGAUUUCAACACGCCGAUACGAGGCUCGUCCACCGGCAGCGAGCCAUCCACCCAUUCUCAUCGACCCUGAGAAUUCUGUGGCUUUGGUCAAAGAAGAGGAAUGGGAGACUCGCAAGAAAAAGGAAAUAACCACCACCAGGCAGAUCGAGACAAGAGUGAAGCGACAGGUUGUACUCGAGGAUGGCGAGGUCGUGGUCGAUUCAGGGCCCUUGGUCACCACGAAUACUACCGAGGACGUCGAGCAACAGGAACAUACCACGCAAGAAAGACGGACAACCGGUGACCAACCGCAAGAAGUUGAAUGGCCAACAGGUGGAAGGAAUUCUGCUGAUGGCGGUAGCAUAGUUCAAAAAGAAUUAAACGAGACGGUGGUGAGAAGUCGCGAGGAGAUCGAGGAAACACUGGAGACAGAGGAUCGUCAACAGCUGGGAGAUAUCUCGGACGAGGCGUACCAGAAGGCGGUAAGAAGCAACAGGGGCGAUCUGAGAGUGGCCCUUGCCGAAUCUUGCAAGCAGUUGGCAUCCCAAACGGGUCCCAGGGUCGUCCAGCAUACGACCAAGUCGAACAAGGUGAUCGACACGGAGAAAACCUUGGAGAAGAAGGAGCUCAAACCCGAUGGAUUGAUCGUUACCGAGCGGAAACGAACAGUCGAGCACGAGGAGAUCAAGGACGACGAGGUCCCCGAUGACGGAAAUGCCGUGAAUGGUGACGACGCGUCGGAGAAGAAGAAGGAAAGCUCACAGAGGUUCGUUAAAAAGAGGGACGAGGACGUGGUCGAUUAUAUCUCAGGUGGCGAGAGGAUCGCCCGUGAAAUGCGCUACGUCGCAGAGACGACUGAAGGAGAACGAAUCGGAGAUUGGACACCGUCACCUACGGCCAUGCGAACCACCCGUUUCCAUAAAUAUUCUAGCUUUCCUGCGGAGAGCUUCCCGGCUAGAAAGGAUGUUUUAACGAAGAAACCGCUGGAUUUCGAAGAGGAAGAUGAAGCAAGGAAGUUCGAAACGUCCAAGUGGUUGGAGAGCCAUUUUGGUAGCGAGUCGCGUUCUUCUCAUGGAUCCAUCGAUGCUGAUGACUCUCCUCUUCCAACUAGCGCUAACACCAGCUAUAUUAACAUUACUAUGAAGUCUUGCGCGCCUAAAGAGCGGGAUUAUCAGAAUGUGAACUCGAAUCGUCAUCAACGACGUAGCACAGGUCGCGAUUCGACAUCGCCUUCGGGAUAUUUUCAUGGGAUAAGCGAAUGGUCCGAGAGAUAUCAGGGAAAAGAGAGGCAAAAUCAAGGAAGAACAAGUUCUCCGUUGCAAUACGUUGAAACAGUUCACACAAACGGACACGCUCAUGAUCACUCAAGGAACCAAGUCGAAUCAACGUACUCGAAGACUUAUGAAUCGGUUCUUCGUCGUGAACACCAAGAAUCGUUUGAUCGGCCACGUACACCAUCUCCACCUGUGCGACGAAGAUCGAAAGAACAGUGGGCAACCAGGUCUGAAGAGAAGACCAGUUUAAAUGAUUCAAUACCAGGUCGAACUUCCAGUCCAGUUCACGUGGUACAAAGAACCUGGGAAAAUCGUAAUCGAGACGUUCAAGAGCAAACGAUCGAACGAGACAAACGAAAGAAAUCUACUUCGAGAUCUCGAUCGACGUCACCCAUGCCGGAGUCGAGCAUUCGCAACAGUAAAAAAUCGAACGAAGUUUCGACAUCGACUCCUGUCCGUCCGGCAAAAAGUUCCGGACAUUCGAAAUAUAAAAUCGGGGAGUCCUUCAGGAAACUAGUAGGAAAAUUACGUUCUGCCAGUAGUGAAAGGAAAAACAAACGUGCUCACAGUAGCUCCGUUUCUCAACUAACCCAGACUGACGACAGUGGACCAACAUAUAUGCAAUACAACGUGAUCGACAAGAAUAUUCCUCUGGUAAACGAGAGGGAUGUCGAGGAAAAGCCUCCCGAGAGGCCGCCACGGUCACCUAGGAAUGCUACUAUGAACAAUAGUUUGAAUAGGGUUACAAAAGCAGUCAGGACAAGCGACCACGUGGCGCAAGAGCAAUGGCAACGCAGUGAGUCGACACCACCAUUGCACAGGUAUUACCUUGGCGAGGAUCCCUUUGGAGGAAGCAUCUACGGCCGCGAAAAGGGGUAUCGAGAUGCGAGAAGAUCUGGGAAACCACGUGGUAGAACUGUCGCUGAGACAGAGUACAGCGUCGCGUCCAGUUCACUUGGCAGGUUUAGCAAGUCCACCAGUCGGCUAGCCAACGAUCACGAGAGAGAGGAACACUUUAGGAGCACGCAAACCUUGCCGAGGAACCUACACGCUGGAGGACAAUACGCUCGAUCGCAGGUCCAUUCGAGACGUCAGCAGCCGGUUUGCGGUGCGAUCAAGUUGGGAACGUCGCACGCCACCGUUCCAUCUUCGGCGAACCACUCGCGUCAGUAUGGAAGCAUGAUCAAUAUUUCCAUCAAGAACACGGUCACCUCACCGAAGAUGGCAGUGCAGAGUAACAUCCAACCGCCGGCCAAGCCGGAACGAACUUACAAGGCCUCGUUGUCGCGUAGCAAGAGCUUCAACAUCGAAGCUGAUAGAAAUGGUGUCGACGUACCACCCCCUAGAAUACCGUACACGUCUAAUUUGCAAUUGAAUCGAUUAGACGAGACGCCUCCCUUGAAGAGUCCAGGCAUUUUGGCCAGUAUCAACCGUAGCAACAAAGAUUUGUUGAAGGACAGCAGACACGAGUAUUAGAUAUCCUUCACUAAGUUGUUCAAUUAGGAACUUUUUAAUAAUUUCAUAAUGAACUGCUUUUUGAAAUACGAU